Paramecium tetraurelia is the source of this 2118-nucleotide messenger RNA. RefSeq lists its product as uncharacterized. The record is from RefSeq and is a predicted model, not a curated record. The transcript has 5 exons. Lineage: Eukaryota; Ciliophora; Oligohymenophorea; Peniculida; Parameciidae.
AUGCAAUAAAUAAAAGGGCUGUUCACUAAUUUGUUAGAAAAUUUCGAAUAAAUGAUUUCAAAUAUCGAUGGUCUCCAAAUAGAGAUCAUAAAAUAGCUGCUCGAAGAGACAUUAGAGUAGAUGUAUGAGAUUCACACUCAACUGAAGGAAUCAAAUAAUCCUACACCUGAGAAGAGUUCUGUUCCAAGAGCAACUCAAUAGAAAAUUUAAGACUAAUAAACUGCGUUAUAACAUUAGGAGAGUGAAAUAGGACAUCAAAAGUAAGAAAUAUCACAACUUAAGAAUAAAAUUAUGCUAUAAAGAUAUUUGUAUAUCUAAUAAAUUCAAUAUUUAGAAUAUAAUGAACUCCACGAAUUAACAAAGAAACAGCAGGAUAAAAGUUCCAAUGAGAAUAAAAACAUGAAACAAUUCUAUCUUGAGAUCGCUUAAUUAAAAUAAACAAUUAAGUAGCAAGAUGAUGAAUUGAGAGUGCUUAACUAAUAGAAUAGCGAUUUAGAAGAUGAAAUACAACAAACAAAGGAAAACCUAUUAAUUUAAUUGGAGAAUAAAGGUUAAGAAUUGGAGAUCAAUCAUCAACAAUAUUUAUCAAUGGAGAAGAAAUAUUAGGCAGAAAUCUAGUUCUUAAAUUAGAAGAAUUCGGAACUGACCCUUUUGGAUUAGUAAUAUAAAGAAUAGUUCUCAAAAUAAUAGGAAGAAUUCGAGAGAUUUUAAAACCUAUUCAAAGAAAUUUAAAACAAAAACUAAUUUAAAUAAUAAAGUAAUGAUUAGUUGAUUGAAUUGUAAAUUGAAUUUGAAGAAUACUAAACUAAAGCAGAAGAAGAAUUGUCAGCACAAAAGUAAUUAAUUAAAGAAAUGAAUACAACUAUUAACUAAAAAAAUUAGGAAAUUAUCUUGCAGAUUUCUCAAAUUAAAGAUUUAUAAUAAUAAGUUGAUAAUAAAGAUUAGGAUUAAUUUUAGGCAAUCAAAGAAAAAAAUUCAUAUUAGUUAACUUUAAAAUAAAUGGAAUAGCGUUUUAAGAAGUAAUUGGAAGAUUAUUAAGAAGAGUUUGAGAAUUUAAAGUAAUUGAUUGAAGAAUAGACAGAAAUGAAUAAAUAAAACUAAAUUAGAUAUUCAGAGUAAGAAGAAUUAGUGAAUAAUCAAAAGCAAAUAAUCGAAGAUUAUAUCGAAUAAAUUUAGAAUCAUUAGUAAGAAAAGAAAAAGUUUAAUAGAGAAAUCGAAAAAUUGAAAAUAAUAAAUGAAGGCUUACAAGAUUAAAUUGAUUAAGUAAAUAAUUAGAAUCUCACAGCCAUUGAAACUUCAAACAAAGAAUUAAGAUAUCAGAAAGCCCUUGUUAAGUAAUUAGAAUAAGAAGUUAUCUAAUUAACUUCAACAGUUAAAGCACAAGAACUUUAAGUCUAAGAUUUAUAAGAAUAAUUAGCCUAAGCAAAUAUAAUAUAAUAAUCAAAGGACUUAUAAUAUAGAGAAUUACAAUAGGAAAAACAAUAGCUAGAUAGAUAAUUGUAUUAAAAUGAAUUUAAUCUUUAAGAGGAAAUAAAACAUCUAGAGUUAAAAAUUACCUAAUUUUCAGAAAACAAGAGAAGGUUAUAAUAAUAAAUUGAAACACAAAUUUCUUAAAUCAAGUCUCUAUAGAAUGAAAAUUCAGACUUAUAAGAAUAACUUAAUCAAUUAAAUUAAAAUAUAGUUUAGAUGGAAAUACUAGAAUAGCAAUAACAGCAAAGUAUAUAAUUUUAGCAUGAAAAAAUUAAUCGACUAGAAACCCAAGUGAAAAUUUAUAAAUAAUAAUUAUAAAACUCAAAACCCUUAUCUCAUUCAUUUAGAGAUUCUUACAAGACUCCUGAGAAGGAUAUAUUAGAAACUUAUGAAUAAAGAUUGUAGAUGAAAUAAAAAGAGAUAGCUAAACUUUAAGAUAUGUAUUAAUAAGUAAUAGAAUAAAACGAAUUACUUCAAAGCUACACUGAAAAAAAACAAUAUAAAAAAAGUGAUUAGGAAUUUGAUAAAGAAUUUAGUUCAUAAAUUGAAAGUAUUCUGGAAUCAGAUGUCAUUGAAAAUCCAGAUUAAGAAAGGGUUAAACUGCAAACUAUUAUUAAAAAUAUUCAAAAGAAAACAUAGAAAAAUUGA